GAUUAUUUAAUAUACGGAAAUUACAAUUCCCCCCAAGUUCUAUCUUAUCCGCACAAACAAACACGAUCAAAUCGAUAUUCAUAUGAUUCUGCCGUUCCGUAUUCUUAAACAUUUUUGUUCCUCUCAACGUCCCUUUAUUUUCGGGUUUUGAUCGAUCCGAUUCCGAUUCGCUAUUGCAACUCGCCCUCGCUCGGUGCGCUUUAUUGAUCGGAAAUACUCGUUUAAUCUUCAGGGUUCCCGCGUGUUACUGCAGUUAGGAUUUAGAAUUGGGUUUUUAAGCAUCAAUAUGGGACUUUGCUUGUCUAAGAAUCAACAUGACGAUGAUUCUGAUCAUCAUGGUGACUUUACUGGUGCUAAUGUAUGUCUCAUUACUACCAAGGAAAGCUGGGACGAGAAGCUAUCAGAAGCUAGUAGAGAUGGCAAGAUUGUGAUUGCCAACUUCAGUGCUACAUGGUGUGGUCCUUGCAGAAUGAUGGCACCAUUUUAUCGUGAGCUAUCCGAGAAGUACCCCUCUUUAAUGUUCCUGGUGGUGGAUGUUGAUGAACUAAUUGACUUCAGCACUUCAUGGGAUAUCAAAGCCACACCUACUUUCUUCUUCCUUAAAGAUGGGCAGCAAAUUGACAGGCUCGUGGGAGCGAACAAGCCAGAGCUCCAGAAUAAGAUAAUUGCUGCUUCGAACUUAGUUGCACACGGUCAAAAUUAAUUGUUAUAAUCAUUGUUUUUGUGUCAACUAGAGGCCAGUGGGCUAUGUAGAGGUAUGUUGAAUGUUGUCUGAUUGCUUCAUUGUGAGGUUUUCUUUUUUUUUCUUUUUUGUAGAUUAAUCCAAUUUCAUGUAAAAAGUAGGAAUGCGUAUGGCAUCUGUGACCCUGUUUUUGUGGACUGAAUUAGGAAUGUAAGAAUUAUUUUAAUUGCA
Messenger RNA from Mangifera indica (mango), 913 nucleotides. Its product is annotated as thioredoxin H9. The record is from RefSeq and is a predicted model, not a curated record. The coding region runs from base 287 to 703 and encodes 138 amino acids. The transcript has 6 exons. Lineage: Eukaryota; Viridiplantae; Streptophyta; Magnoliopsida; Sapindales; Anacardiaceae.